This is a messenger RNA of Malaclemys terrapin pileata, 5156 nucleotides long. Its product is annotated as zinc finger protein 345-like. The record is from RefSeq and is a predicted model, not a curated record. The transcript has 4 exons. Bases 507 to 2306 code for a protein of 599 amino acids. NCBI's taxonomy places the organism in Eukaryota, Metazoa, Chordata, Testudines, Emydidae.
UCCGGAUUCCCUUCCAGGCUGAGCCGCUGCUGCUCCGCGGGGUGUGUGCGGGGAGAGCCCUUCCCUAGCGCCCCUCUGUGCCCAGCCUGGGGGACUUUCUCCGGGGGCUGGAACCAGCCCCUGGGGCAGCUCCGGGCUCUGCUGACACCAGCCCCUGAGCCGGAGCCUGCAGCAUUGGCCAUAAUAUUCUGCUGGAAUCUGCUGGGUGCUGUACACACAGAGAGACAUACACUGUCCCUGCCUUGAAAAGCCUCCUCAUCCAAUCAGAAAAUAGAAGCAACAACAUGUGACUUGUGUGCUCUAAGAGGGUCUCAGGACCAACCAAGAGUGGGGCCCAUCAUGCUGGGUGCUGUACGAACACAAAGCAGUAGACAGUCCCUCCCUGAAGUAAUGGCUCAUGCCUGGGCUCUCUCUCUGUUCCAGCAGAUGACAGCGCUGUGAGUGAGCACAAAGAGACGAAUAUUUCUACGCAGGCCCCAGGGGUCGAGUGAAAGUAGCAACCUGAAAUGUCACCCAAAAAGUCCAAGGGGAAUGUGGCCAAGACCCUGGAGAAGAAGAAGCCCAAGAACAAGCGUAAGUCAGAGAAGCCAAAGCGCAGCCCCCCGGAGGAGGAGACCCUGGUCUACCAGCCUCUGCCCAAGGGUGACAGACCCAACCUGUGCUCUGAGUGUGGGAAGAGCUUCCUGCACAGCUCGGAUCUGGUGAACCACCAGCGCAUCCACACGGGUGACAAGCCUUUCAUCUGCACUGACUGCGGCAAGAGCUUCCGGCAGAGCUCCACACUCAUCACCCACCAGCGCAUCCACACCGGCGAGACCCCCUACGAGUGCAGCUACUGCGGGAAGAGCUUCCGUGUCAGCUCCAACUUCGUGCGGCACCAGCGCAUCCACACGGGUGAGAAGCCCUACAAGUGCCCCAUCUGCGGGAAGAGCUUCACGGACAAGUCGACCCUGACCCAGCACCAGCGCACCCACACCGGCGAGAAGCCCUACAAAUGCGCUGACUGUGGGAAGAGCUUCAGCCGCAGCUCCCACCGCAAGCGGCACCUGCGGAACCCGCCUGCCAAAGGCCGGAGCAAGUGCUCCCACCGGAGCGGGGAGGCCGCCGUGGCCAAGGCCAAGGAGAUCAAGGUCAAGAAGCGGACACCGACCAUCGAGAUUCCGAACACGUGCGCUGAGUGCUGGCAGAGCUUCAGCCAGAACUCGGACCUGGUCAAACACAUGCGGAUUCACACAGGAGAGAAACCCUUCAAAUGCACUCACUGCGGGAAGCGCUUCAGCGUCAGCUCCAACCUGACCCGGCACCAACGCAUCCACACCGGGGAGAAACCCUACAAGUGCCCCGACUGUGGGAAGAGCUUCACUGACAAAUCCACCCUGACCCAGCACCAGCGCAUCCAUACGGGCGAGAAGCCCUACAUCUGCAUCUACUGUGGGAAGAGCUUCAGCCGCAGCUCCCACCACAAGAGACACGAGAGAACCCACUCCGGGGAGAAGCCCAACAUCUGCAUUGAGUGUGGGAAAAGCUUCACCCAGAGCUCAGACCUUAUGAACCAUCAGAGAACCCACACGGGGGAGAAACCCUAUAAAUGCAUUGACUGCGGGAAGAGCUUCAGCGUCAGCUCAAACCUGAGUCGACACCAGAGAACCCACACGGAGGAGAAGCCCUAUCCCUGCACUGACUGUGGGAAAAGCUUCACAGACAAGUCCACCCUGACCCAACACCAACGCAUCCACACGGGUGAGAAGCCCUAUAAAUGCAUUGACUGUGGGAAGAGCUUCAGCCGCAGCUCCCACCACAAGAGGCAUCUGAAGAGCCCUCCAGAGAAGAGGCUGGACAAAUGCACCCACUGGGAAAGCGCCACUAUUGGGAAGGUGAAAGAAACUAAAGUGUCUAAGAAGAAAUCCCCGACCAUUGAGAUCCCUAACACAUGCGCCGAGUGCUGGCAAAGCUUCAGCCAGAACUCGGACCUGGUCAAACACAUGAGGAUCCACACAGGAGAGAAACCCUACGAGUGUCCCGAUUGCGGAAAAAGAUUCAAUGUCAGUUCAAACCUGAUCAGACACCAGAGGAUCCACACAGGAGAGAAACCCUACACAUGCUCUGACUGCGGGAAAAGCUUCACUGACAAAUCCACUCUGACCCAGCACCACCGGAUCCACACAGGAGAGAAACCCUACAUAUGCACUUACUGCGGGAAAAGCUUCAGCCGCAGCUCCCACCACAAGAGACAUGAGCGAACCCACACCGGGGAAAACCCCGUGUCCUUUCUGCCCUUGUGGCCCUACCCCACCCAGACAUACUGAAAUUAUCCCAUUGGUUCUGGGCAAUGGGAGCUGAGGGCCCAGGAAUUAAGUGGGAGAUUUUUCCCAAGCUCCAGCGUGAUUCAGUAGCACAAUCCCCAUCAGCUUCCAAUAAGACAUAUGGUCCACUGUGCUUGUGUCACUUCUGGGCAUGAGACCUAGGUUCCUAAAUCAGUUAGGUGUUGCAGUGCCGCGUAGAGUUAAGUCUUGACAACUGUAAGAAUUUGGGUCUGAAAUCCCACCCAGAGUGAAGGGAGCUCUGUGAGGGGUUUCAUUAGAGCAUUAGGGAGUAAACUACCCAAAUUCCAUUAGUAUUAUUUGUAUUGUGCUAACGCCUAGCAGCCCCAGUCAUGGACAAGGAACCACAGUGCGAGGCACUGUACAAACACAGAACAGAGAGAUGGUCUCUGCCCCACAGAAUCAACAGGAUCUGGGUGCCUAACUCACUUAGACCCCAUGAACAUCCGGAGUUUCAUAGAGUUGAGGGCCGGAGAGGACAAUUAGAUCAUCUAGUCUGACCUCCUGUAUAUCACAGGCCAUGAAUCUCACUCAAAUACUGCUAUAUCAAGCCUAAUUACUUUAGUUAAACUAAAACCUUUCAAUGCUUAAGAGGCUAAUCUGUUGUGAGCCAGAGUAGAGAACAGGAGAGACCAAGGAGCCACUGCCAUGGCUGGGAAUUGAUUAGAGAGAUGCUGGGAUGAUUCCCAGCAGGCGAUUCACACCCCAUGCUGUGGAGGAAUGCAAAAAACGCCAAGAUCUCUGUACCUGGGGGGAAAUUCUUACCCAAUCCCAAACCUGGUGAUCAAUCUGACCCUGGGCAAGUGAGCAAAACCUACCAGCCAGGCAUCUAGAAAGACAAUUAUCUGAACCACUUCAGAGCACUGGUUUACCUCAUCCUGGGUCUUGUUGCCAAUCUCUGAUGCUUCAGGGAAAGGUGAAAAAGAAACCCAGAUACAUCUGGCCAAUGGUGCAUUGGAAAAAACAUUCCUGUCCUCUGCAGGGGAGCGUCUGAAGCCCUGAAGCAUGAGAUUUGGUUAUUGUCAUUACAUAGUACAGCCAGUGUGCAGGGCAGGGGUGGGAUAAAAAGCCUGUUCUUUGGGGCACAUCUUUCAGCUGGGAGCUACUUCUGAGAAGAAUAUAUUUGAUUUUACAUGAUCAUUGGCCUGUAUGGAUGAGUUGAGGUGGACAGUGGAGCCCUGUUCCCAGCUGGGCUGGUGUGUACAACACGAUUGGAUACCCCAGAACUGGCACUCGCUGGUCCCCUUGCACAGUGUCAGCAGGGAAGGCAAGCACUCAAGAAGCCCAGCAGAUCUGAACUCCCCUGAACCCCAAGGAAGCCCUGUAGACUUCAGCUGGAGCUACGAAAUCAGGGUUCAGGCUGGGUUUAGCCUGCACUUCCGCUACCUGUGGUGAGGAUAUGAAAGGGCUGUUGAGCCCAGCUCCUCUCCCCAGCACUGAUCCCCAUCUCUCGUGCAGUUGGUCAGUUCUAACACACAUCCAGCGGAUCCCCCUGAGUUGAUGCAUUCAGAAAAGGGGGUUUCUCACUCCAGCUUUCCUGUGUAAAUAGCCCCUUCCUCCCAGUUAACUUUGCUGGCUCUCUGCGCUGGUACUUUCAGCCAGUCUGUGACACAUCACCCCAAACUCCAGUUUGUCUUGCCGUCGGAGCUGAACUGCUAAGAUGCUGGAGCCAGGGGACUGGGGAUUCCCCCUUUCUCCAACUGGGAGCAAACUGCUUUGAGGCAGGUCAUAUUCCCUUCAGUCCACCCCACCCACCAGCCUUCGUUACGCUGCUCCCCGUAUCACACCCAGCCCAUUAAUUGACAUCUCUGCCCCAGAACGGGAAGCUGGGUGCUGCCGUGGUUCUGCUCCCCUGGCUCCGACUCCCUGGGCAUCAGUCUCCAGAGUUUGUUCCUCCCCCUCCCCUGGAGCUUGGGUCAGUUGAGGGGACUUACUGCUGCACCAGCAGAGUCCAAGAUCCCAGGGUGUAUGUGUGAGGCUGCUCAAAGCUGGAGCGGCUGCUCCCGGGGAGGCUGGGCACAUGGACUCUCCCAGCUGUGGCAGAGCCUCUCUCUGUUGUAUAUACUACAUGUGUAGUUGCCUAGUAUGUUAAAUGCAUUAUGCUUUAUAGAGAACACAUUCUAUUAAAAAAGCCUCAGGCGCCUUGGAAAAUCCCAGCCUGAGAUUCUGGACCAUUGUGAGAACAACGAACAGGAAUCACUCAAGGAUGAGAUGCUAUGUAAAAUAUCCCCUGUUGUAAUUUUCAGCACUAGCUUGUAGGGAGAGUGGGAUGGUAGCAGAGAGUUGCCAGGGCACAGGGAUAACACCUGUUCAGAACCCUGACUUGUCUGCUCACCUGCUCAGCCCGAAUGCUCCCUUCAUCUAGGUCAGGGGUUGGCAACCUUUCAGAAGUGGUGUGCUGAGUCUUCAUUUAUUCACUGUAAUUUAAGGUUUCGCAUGCCAUUAAUACAUUUUAACAUUUUUAGGUCUCUUUCUAUAAGUCUAUAAUAUUUACCUAAACUAUUGUUGUAUGUAAAGUAAAUAAGGUUUUGAAAAUGUUUAAGAAGCUUAAUUUAAAAUUAAAUUAAAAUGCAGAGCCCCCCAGACCGGUGACCAGGACCCAGGCAGUGUGAGUGCCAUUGAAAAUCAGCUUGCGUGCCACCUUUGGCACACAUGCCAUAGGUUGCCUAUCCCUGAUCUAGGUAUUUUUUAUUUUGCAUAGAUGCCACUGAUGCUAUUCUAGUGACUGCUGACGCUCUGAUUUUUCCUGCUCUGCUGAUGAUCUGUUUGUGUCUGUUGCAGGUGCUAACAUUUGCCUUUUUAAAAAUAUCAUUAAAUGGGAAACUGACUCUCUUA